GAUAAUAAAUAACGGCGCCAUAAUAUUUGAAUCACGAAUAUACCAAAUAAUAAUACAUUGUUUUUGUACGGCACACAUUCCGGUGUCUUGUAAACAAACAUACACAAGAAGAGACAAACAAACCAAAUAUAUGCUCUCUGUUUUUAUUCGUCUGGUGUGUUUUGUUGUAUGUGUAAAAAUGCCUUGAAUUUCGGUUUUUUUUCACCAUUCUUGUUCUUUCAUAUUUUCUCAAGGUCGUCAUUAUCAUCACAUAACCAACCGGAAUAAGCAUAAGAAGGAUAAUCCAAUAGCAUUAAAAAUUGAAAAAAAAGCUUAUAAGCAUUCUAUAUAUUCGAGUGUGUGCUGUUUUUUUUUUUUUUUUGGAGAAAUUAAUCAACCAAAACUGACUUCACCUGGUAAUUAUUUGAAUGUAGGAAUAAGACCACCGAAAUCCGCAAGAAUGGAAGUAGAAGAUGUGUUACCACCACUUCGGUCGCCCAGUAUGCAAGCACCACAAUUACAACAUCUUUAUCGUCUACGUACAAUGUCGACGAUUGAUGAACGAGAUUUUCCCAUAUCAACUGAAGGAAAUAUUCCAGAAUCGGUUCAAAAAGGAAAAAUUAUUGGUGUAUUCACUAGUGGUGGUGAUUCACAAGGCAUGAAUGCUGCUGUUCGUGCUGUUGUUCGUAUGGGUCUUUAUCUUGGUUGCCGUGUCUAUUUUAUCAAAGAAGGCUAUCAAGGAAUGGUCGAUGGUGGUGAUCAUAUUAUUGAAGCUUCAUGGGUAUCCGUAUCUGGUAUUAUUCAUAAAGGUGGUACGGUUAUUGGUAGUGCACGAUGUGCAGAAUUUCGUGAACGUCAAGGCCGUCUUAAAGCAGCAUAUAAUUUAAUUCAAUAUGAAAUAACUAAUCUAGUCGUCAUUGGUGGUGAUGGUAGUCUAACUGGUGCCAAUCUAUUUCGUCAAGAAUGGCAAUCUUUAGUAGAGGAAUUAGUCAAUACAGGUAAAAUUACACCUCAAAAGGCUUCAACAGUCGAACAUUUGCACAUUGUCGGAAUGGUCGGAUCUAUUGAUAAUGAUUUUUGUGGGACUGAUAUGACCAUUGGCACUGAUUCAGCAUUACAUCGUAUCAUCGAAUCAAUCGAUGCUAUAGUAACAACUGCUUCUUCUCAUCAGCGUACUUUUAUACUCGAAGUCAUGGGCCGUCAUUGUGGUUAUCUAGCCCUAGUCGCUGCUUUAGCAAGUGAAGCCGAUUUUGUAUUCAUACCAGAAUGGCCACCUGAAGCUGAUUGGAGUCAACGAUUAUGUCGAAAAAUUGAACAAGAACGACGACUUGGAAAACGAUUAAGCAUUGUAAUCGUUGCUGAAGGUGCCAUAGAUAUGAAUGGUAAUCCAAUUCAAGCUGAAACAGUCAAAGAUGUGAUCGUUAAGAAUACUGGUCAAGAUACUCGUAUCACUGUACUUGGUCAUGUACAGCGUGGUGGUAGUCCUAGUGCAUUUGAUCGUGUUCUCGGUUCACGAAUGGGUGCCGAAGCUGUUUUAGCAUUACUAGAAGCGACUCCUGAAUCACAAGCUUGUGUCGUUUCAUUGGACGGAAAUCAAGCUGUUCGCGUACCCUUAAUGCAAUGUGUUGAACGGACUAAAUCUGUUGCCACAGCCAUGAAGAAUAAACAAUGGGAAGAGGCUGUUAAAUUACGUGGCAUUAGUUUUAAACGAAAUUUAGAAACUUAUCGAAUGUUAACCAAACAUGAUCCACCCAAAACCAUUGAUCAUAAAGGCUUUCGAUUAGCCGUAAUGAAUUGUGGUGCACCAUGUUGUGGAAUGAAUUCAGCUGUUCGAUCAUUUGUUCGUAAUGUAAUUUUCCGUGGUGAUACCGUUCUAUCCAUUCAUGAUGGUUUCGAUGGUCUAAUCGAUGGCGAUAUCCGACCGAUCACAUGGUCAGAGGUUCGUGGCUGGGUCGGACAAGGUGGGGCUAAUCUUGGAACUCGGAGAACAUUGCCAGAUGAUCAAAAUAUUGAAAAAAUAAUUGCCAAUUUACGUCUCUAUCGUGUACAAGCAUUACUAGUCAUUGGUGGUUUUGAAGCUUUUCAAUCAGUCUUAUAUCUUGCCGAACGACGACAUCAAUAUGUCGAACUUCGCAUGCCAAUGUGUUGUGUCCCUGCCACUAUUAGCAAUAACGUUCCUGGUACUGAUUUUUCAUUGGGAGCUGAUACUGCCCUUAAUGAAAUAACGGAAAUUUGUGACCGAAUACGACAAUCAGCUCAAGGUACUAAACGUCGUGUUUUCAUUAUCGAAACAAUGGGCGGCUUUUGUGGAUAUUUGGCUACGUUGGCCGGUCUUGCAGGAGGAGCCGAUGCAGCCUAUAUAUUUGAAGAACCAUUCAGCAUCAAUGAUCUGAUUGGUGAUAUUCGAUUGAUGCAUGUCAAAAUGGAAGAAGGUGUUACCCGUGGUUUGGUUCUUAGAAAUGAAAAGGCCAAUUCAAAUUACACAACAGAUUUCAUGUUCAAGCUUUAUAGUGAAGAAGGAAAAGAUAAUUUUUCCACACGAAUGAAUAUUCUUGGCCAUAUGCAACAAGGAGCUUCACCAUCUCCGUUUGAUAGAAAUUUUGGUACAAAAUUGGCAGCUAAAGCAGCCGAAUGGCUUACAAGACAAUUAGAACAUCAUUCAAGGCCACUAACAGAAGAUUAUAAUGAAUUGGUAUAUAAUUCAACCUCACCGGAUACAGCAGUUUUGUUGGGACUUAUUGGUCGACAAUAUCGCUUUACUCCGGUACAAACAUUGAAAACACAGACUGAUUUCAAACAUCGUAUACCAUAUUCACAUUGGUAUAAAAAAUUACGUCCAUUAUUACGUAUAUUGGCACAUCAUGAAGAUAUUUAUCAACCAGAAGUUAUACAGGUACAAGAAAUGGAUGAUAUAUUCAAUGAUGAUGUUUUCGAUGCAUAAAUAUUGGCAAACAACGAUGUUCAUUCAACAUGGCUGAAUAAUGACGAAAUGAAAUGCUGAUUCCCUUUUUUUUGUGUUGAACAUACACUACCCAUCCUUUUGUUCCUUUUGCAUAAUCGACAAAUUUUUUUUUUCAAAAAUAAAAAUAAAUCUUGAAUUUCAGAAUUU
Messenger RNA from Dermatophagoides farinae (American house dust mite), 3088 nucleotides. The record is from RefSeq and is a predicted model, not a curated record. Lineage: Eukaryota; Metazoa; Arthropoda; Arachnida; Sarcoptiformes; Pyroglyphidae.